Pundamilia nyererei is the source of this 3541-nucleotide messenger RNA. Its product is annotated as serine/threonine-protein kinase ppk4. The record is from RefSeq and is a predicted model, not a curated record. The transcript has 8 exons. Gene Ontology annotation, biological process: IRE1-mediated unfolded protein response; protein phosphorylation; intrinsic apoptotic signaling pathway in response to endoplasmic reticulum stress. The coding region runs from base 124 to 2892 and encodes 922 amino acids. NCBI's taxonomy places the organism in Eukaryota, Metazoa, Chordata, Actinopteri, Cichliformes, Cichlidae. Gene Ontology annotation, cellular component: IRE1-TRAF2-ASK1 complex. Gene Ontology annotation, molecular function: RNA endonuclease activity; ATP binding; protein serine/threonine kinase activity.
GAAGCAGGAAGAUAUCGCUCAGAUGCAGAAUUGCUCACCUUUGGCGCGAUGCUGUAUGUCAUAACACAAAAAUCCAAAGUCACAAAGGAAUGGAGAGAAGAAAAGGCAAUGUGAAGCAAAACCAUGGAUAUCAUCUCUCAGCUACAUCUGGCAGUAUCCCCACCAACAGAGACACAUCCUAUAAUCCAGUGCAUAACUAACAAUGACCUCAAAGAGCUCAAGAAAUUACUGAAGCACAAUAAUGUUAAUGGAGUUUACCCUUGUAGCAAGUGGCGUGAUUAUAUAACCCCACUGAUCUCCGCUGUUGUAAAUCACAACACAGAUAUCUGUUCUUACCUUGUGCGUCAGGGUGCAGACCCAAAUAUACCUUCUCAACUCCAGUGGACACCUUUGCAUUAUGUCUCAUAUUCUAAAGCACCACUUUGUUUUGUGGCUCUGUUGCUCGAGGCAAAAGCUAGCCCAGAUGGAAGGAGUGCUCCAGUGCAACAAGAGAUACCCACACCACUGCAAGUUGCAGCCUUUGAAGACAGGGAGGAUAUCAUGAAAAGACUCAUCUCUGCUGGCGCUUUGGUGACACUUCCACCCAUAAAUGAUCCUCAGUGGCUUAUUAACAGUAAAAAAAUAUCUCAGAUGAUUAAUCACCUUGCAUCAAAUGGAGAUAGAGUGUGUUCCCAAAUUAGGCAUUUUUUUGAUAUGGAAAUUGCUGUUUGUGAAAAAACACCUGACGAAGUUUUUAAAAUGUUCAACAGUCACAUGUUGUUAGAGGAUCCUAGGUCUCAUCUGACCAUGACUGAAAUCCUUUUUACUGUAACUGGGAGAGGGAAAGAUAAAUACUGCCAGGCAUGUAUUAAAUGGCUAAAGAAAACUGGAAAUGUGAAUACUUACAUUGUAGGUGCAGCCAGCCGCUUUCCAAACAUCCCUAAGACACAUGUAGGGAGGGCAGUUGAAAGUUUGAGUGCAGUUUUCUGCACAAUGGAUCAAAUAACAGAUGAGCAUGCAGUAGCUAUAAUUCCACAACUAUUGAAACUGCUUUGCUUAAAAGAGAGACCUGACAUCUGUGCAGGAGUGCUACAAACACUGUAUGUGAUAACACAGAAAACAAAAGGCACAAAGGACUGGCACGUCAACUUUUUAGAGAACUUAUGCAAAACAGUUUUCCCUUUUGUAAAUGAGCAACACUCCACUGAGAUCAGGGUCUACACAUACGGUAUAUUCGCCAACCUGCUGUCAGCUGAAAAGGCAGCUAACAUUUUUAAAUCAGUGGCCAUAACUUCAGUGCCCGAGGACAUACUGACAUCUGUAGAAAUGGAAUUGAAUGAAAAACUGAAAGAGGUGCUGAGAAGUCUGAAAGAAUAUCUGAGUAAACCAAACUCAGAAUGUGAGGGAAACACAGCCUCAACUUUAGUCAGGAAGAAGAAAAAGAAAAGGAAAAAGAAGGAAAAGACCCAAAAGCAAGAAGACCCAAAUGAUGACAUUUCCACUGCAGCAACUGAUCAAACAACAAAGGUUUCUGUUGUAGAAUCAACUUCAAAUUUAAAGCCUUUUGACUACAGCACCAAUGGAAAAUCAGAAAAAGAAAAAUGGCUUCCAAUCAGUAACAGGUGGAGGAGAAAACUGGAGAAACUUGUUGGCACAGAUGAUAGUAAAAUAUCCAGAAUCAGAAGCAUUAUUUAUGUGAAUGAUGCAGAAUUCAGAAUAGCAAAGGGAAGUGAUGGUACUGAAGUCUUCUUGGGGCUGAGAGAGGACGGCACAGAAGUUGCCAUUAAGAGAAUGUCUAAAAGCAACUAUGAAGUGCUGAAGAACGAAGAAGGAAUCCUGCGACUUCCUGAACUCGAUCAUCCUUAUAUCGUACGAUAUGUUGAUGCUGCAGAGGACGAGAACUUUGGAUAUCUUUGUCUGCAACUUUGUGAAUACACCUUGGAAGAAUAUAUCAAGAAUGAUGACCAUGACCCACUGAUGUUAAAGGAACUUGUAAAACAAAUUCUUGAAAGUCUAAAGGUGCUUCACUGCGGAAAUCCUAAAAUUCUUCACCGAGAUCUCAAACCCCAGAACGUUUUAAUUGAUGUUACUGGGAGGGCAAGAUUAGCUGAUUUUGGCAUAAGCAGACGCUUACUCAAAGGCCAAACAACUUUACGUACACGCAGUGCAGGAACCAGAUGCUGGAUGGCUCGAGAGACUUUAGCAGAAGAAGCAGAAGAAUCUGUGAUAUCAUACAAGUCAAGCACUGACAUCCAGGUGGCAGGCAUGCUGAUUUAUUAUAUCCUCUCUGGAGGCCACCAUCCAUUUGGCAAAUCCUAUAAAUGUGAGUCAAACAUUUAUGAUGGAAAGUACAGUUUGGAUUAUGUUCAAGAUGUGGUGGCAAAGGAUCUCAUCGAGUGGAUGAUCAACAAAGAGCCAAAGGACAGACCCAAAGUAAAAGAAUGCUUAAACCAUCCCUUCUUCUGGACUCCGAAAGAGCAGUUUGAAUAUUUGAGGAAGACCGGCAACAGGGAGGAGGUGGCAAACUGUCGAAAUGCUGAUGAAAAGCUGAUUGGUUCACUAGAAGCAUGUGCUAAUGGAUCCUUCAAACUGUGGAAAAAUAAGUUUCCCGAAGAGCUGGUUCAGAAGAUGGAUGGCAGAAAGCCGUACCCUGAAACCACACUGGGAUUACUGCGCUUUAUACGCAAUUUCCAUGAGCAUAAUCAUGAGGACGCUCCUCACAUUGACGUAUUGGUGUUAUUUCCUGAUCUCUUUGGGUGUGUUUACAAGUUUACCAAGGAUAAAGGCUGGAAUUUAGAAGGAAAGAAGGAAAUGUUUCAAAAAGAAGAAACAAAGGACAUUUGUACCGCCUUUACAAUAAUGUCUACAAGUACGGACGACCCUCUGAGUUUCCCAGUUCAGGAGUCUCAAUAGUGACUUUAAACAAAGUUGAAUUCAGUAAGGACGAAGGCUGUCAUUAAGGCCUGUACAGUGUGACAACCAUUCAGAGAAAAUGUAUAUAAGCAAAUACUAUUAUUAGAAGUACAGAUGUUAAUGAAAGCUUUGAAGGAUAUUUUGUUCAAGCGUGUAUAUAUAAGCACACCACAGAAACCAAACUAGCAAAUCAAAAUUUGUUCUGCACAAUAAGCCAAAGUUUUGCACCUGUUGUUCAUUGUGACCACUUUCCAAAUCCUGAUAGAAGGAGAGAUGGUAUUUUAAGGGAGCUACUAGUACUAGAUGUCAGUAAUGUUAUUUGUAUAGUUUUAUAGUUAGUAGUUAAUUUAAAAUGUGCUAUUAUGGUGGCUGUAUUUGCAAAUGUUAGUGAUAAAAAUUCUUUGUUACUUUCAGCUUUAGUAGAUAGAUCAGUGGAAAAACGACAGGAAAGCAGGAGCAGAGAGAGAAGGGGGAAGACAUGAGGCAAAGGACCGCGGGUCAGACUAAAACCUGGGCCGGCCCUUCUCGGCCAUAUGACAUGUAGGCGUCUGCACAACGCGCUGAGCUAAACUGGCGCCCAAUAAAAAUAAAAAUACACUGGCGGUACUUAAGAAUAAAUUCUUCCACUUCUGUUUUUAUAGACAGCGUU